Messenger RNA from Halteromyces radiatus, 757 nucleotides. RefSeq lists its product as uncharacterized. NCBI's taxonomy places the organism in Eukaryota, Fungi, Mucoromycota, Mucoromycetes, Mucorales, Cunninghamellaceae. The transcript has 4 exons. The record is from RefSeq and is a predicted model, not a curated record. The coding region runs from base 122 to 379 and encodes 85 amino acids.
UUUUUUUUUUUAUUCUCAUUCAAAUUAGACAUGUCCAACAAUUAUUCUUACCCUCCUCCACCUCAAGGCCAAUACUAUCCUCCUCCUCAACAAGGUGGUUACGGUGCUCCUCCUCAAGGCUAUGGUGCUCCUCCUCCAGGUGGCCAAUAUUAUACUCCUGCUCCUCCUCCUCAAACUAUUGUUGUUCAACAACAACCUCAAAAACAUGACGAUUCUUCUUGUUGUUGGGGAUGCUUGGCUGCAAUGUGUUUCUGUUGUGCUCUUGAUGCUAUUUGUUAAGGAUUCCUUGAUGCCUCUAAUUUUCACUCGGUUAUUUCCUGGAUUAUCCCUUUCCACUCCCUUUCUCCUUACUAUUAACUACUUUAUAUAUACAUUCUAGUUAUUCUCUCUCUCUUUAUUAUUUUUAUUAUUUUGAUCAUCAUUCAUCAUGUAACACACACAACUUUUCUUCAUUUUCUUUUUUCUCCUUUUUUUUUUUUUUACGUAUUAGUAUAAUUCAUUAUCUUGGAUAUAUAUCUUUGAAAGUAAUAAAAAGAAAUAAUAAAGAAAACAAAAUCAAAUACAAAAUACUUCAAUGUUCUAUCACAACAACAAAAUAGAUCUUGAAUUAAAAGAUGUGCCAAUGAAACAGUACCCACCUUUUUUCUAUUUCACUUUGCCAAGGUCCCACCAAAAUUCAGCGGUAUUUGAAUGAUUCGGCAAGGAUGAUUCGUUUUGGUAUUCAUCUUUUUUUUGGACCUCUUGUCUUUUCACAACG